Micromonas commoda is the source of this 1126-nucleotide messenger RNA. Its product is annotated as RNA recognition motif family protein. Gene Ontology annotation, molecular function: protein binding; RNA binding. The record is from RefSeq and is a predicted model, not a curated record. The transcript has 4 exons. Lineage: Eukaryota; Viridiplantae; Chlorophyta; Mamiellophyceae; Mamiellales; Mamiellaceae. Bases 206 to 910 code for a protein of 234 amino acids.
UCCGAAGCGCCGCAACGCACGUACGCGAUCGCUCGAAGCACGCCGAUUGGUCUAGUUCGCAAGCUACGCAGACCGGACCUGAACGUAACACACAUAUUCCGCAGCUCGCCGCCUGGGGCUGAACUUUGUCGCUGCCCGCUUUUACGGCAAGUCCUUCAAAAACCCCAAAAACGAAGAUCUCGACAACCUGGAACGCAAUAAGGACAUGGGUGACAUGCUGAACUCCGCUGAUGGGGCCGCCGGAAGCAAAAUUUUUGUCGGAGGACUGGACAGAAGCGUCGAUGAGGGAGUUGUCCGCAGCUUUUUUCAACAGUUUGGUCCAGUCGUAGAGGUUCUUGUGAUGCGCGACCCACACAAUCACCAGUCCCGAGGCUUUGGUUUCAUUACCUUCCAGCGGGAUGAGUCUGCCAAGCAGGUCCUUCAAAACCGCUAUCAUGAUAUGAUGGGGAAGCGGGUUGAAGUGAAGUCCGCAGUUCCUCGUGGCCAGGCCCCUCCUCCACAGCGCGGUCCCCCUCGCAGCUCACAGGGAUAUGGAUAUGGACAGCCCAGAGGGGGCCCUGGGCAGGGAGGCCCUAGCGCAGGAUAUGGUUACGGUGGAAGCUAUGCCAACGCGCAAGCCUACUCUGGCAACAACAACCCUUGGGGAAUGAACUCUGGUUUCGGUGAUCCAAACAGUUUGUCGAGUGGUCAGAGUUCCCACAGUGCUCCCCAGAAGGCUGCCUUUGCUUACAGUAAAGACUCCAGCCCGACUCAGCGCGAGGACCAGGGGAGUGCAAGCGGCGCCCCUGCUCCUGCUCAUGGCUGGACAGAGCACACUGCGCCCGAAGGCUACGUGUACUACUACAACAGCAAGUCGGGAGUGAGCCAGUGGGAACGCCCCAUGGAACUUGACUACCCAUUGUCAAACUGAGUGCGAAAAUGAAUUAUACGCGCACUGAUGCAAGACAAACCCCUGUGACAUAUCGGUCAGGCUAAAUGAGUGAGGGUUUUGCCUCACCCUAACAGGCAAACUUGACCUAGCAUGUAGUUGUAGGUCUGUGGAGUUUUAGUUUCACACCUAGCUUCCACUGAGGGUGACUUUAGUUAGAAGUAGCGCUUGCAGUUAGACGACCAGGCUCUUUCAGUC